Molecule: messenger RNA, 1768 nt
Organism: Stegodyphus dumicola
Lineage: Eukaryota; Metazoa; Arthropoda; Arachnida; Araneae; Eresidae
Product: replication factor C subunit 4
Biological process (GO): DNA repair; DNA-templated DNA replication
Cellular component (GO): nucleus; DNA replication factor C complex
Molecular function (GO): ATP binding; DNA binding; ATP hydrolysis activity
Source: RefSeq, a predicted model, not a curated record
GAUUUCAAGAAACUUGUUUGUGCGCGCCUAGUAGCAUUUCAACUGCAGAUCGGCUAACUGUCUGACGUCGGACGGAUAGACAUUGUGUUGUUGGCGGGUUGGCGCGUUAUUUUGCAUUUGUAUGUAACACAGGUUGUGUUUGCUUCCUUUGUAAGGAUGGAGGCCUUUUUGAAAGGUUAUAAGGCUGGAAUAAAACAAAAAUCUUCACUACUAAAGAAUGAUUCAAAUGGGCCUUCAAGUACCAAAAAAUCUAAAAGACCUUCUCCUUGGGUUGAAAAAUAUCGUCCGAAAUGUAUGGAUGAAGUGGUAUAUCAAGAAGAAGUAGUUGCUGUUUUGAAAAAGAGCUUAGUAAAACCUGAUUUGCCAAAUUUAUUGUUUUAUGGCCCGCCUGGUACAGGAAAGACAUCAACAAUACUUGCUUUAUCAAGAGAAAUAUUUGGAGAUAUGUUCCAUUCACGAAUUUUAGAACUAAAUGCAUCUGAUGAGCGAGGUAUUCAAGUUAUAAGAGACAAAGUGAAAUCAUUUGCUCAACAAACUGCAAGUGCUGUUCGCCCUGAUGGUCGACCUUGUCCACCAUUCAAAAUCGUUAUCCUUGAUGAAGCAGAUUCAAUGACAAAUGCUGCGCAAUCUGCAUUGAGACGUACCAUGGAAAAAGCUAGCAAAUCUACACGUUUCUGCCUCAUAUGUAACUAUAUCAGUAGGAUAAUUGAACCUAUAACAUCUCGAUGCUCUAAAUUUCGAUUUAAGCCUUUAUCACAAGAAACCUUGACAGAGAGGUUGAGUUAUAUUGCGACAGAAGAAAAUGUGAAACUAGAAGAUGGUGUCUUAGAUGCUAUUAUAGAUUUUGCAGAAGGUGAUCUUAGGAAAGCCAUUACACUACUACAAAGCUCCCAUCGAUUAAAGGGGGAUGAAGGAGUUACUGUAGCUGAUUUGUGACUUAGUGAGUCUGCUGUCCCUAUCAAAUGGAUCAAAGAGUUAAUUACUGUUUGUGAAUCUGAUAGUUAUGAAAAAUUAGAAAAAUUUGUUUGUAAUCUUAUGUAUGAAGGUUAUACAACUGGCCAAGUUAUAAAUCAGCUCCAUGAUGAAAUUGUAUUCAGUGAUGUUUUUAGUGACAAGCAGAAAUCAGCAAUUUGUGAAAAGAUUGCCAUUUGUGAUAAACGUUUAAUAGAUGGAGCAGAUGAAUAUUUGCAGUUGAUGGACCUGUGCUGUUCUAUAAUGCAACAAAUCUGUCACCCCACUGAGUAGAUUUUAUUUAAAUGUUAAGCUAAUGGAAAAUAUCGUUUCACUUUUUUCAUUAAAAAAUCAGAAUUUAAACUAGUUUUAUAUGAAUAUAUGUUUUUAAAUGUUUUCACAUUAAUGUAUUUGUAAAUAAAUGUGGAAUAGAGAAGCAAUUACCCCCCCCCCCUUAUUUAUACUUUCUUUUACAAAAUUAUAUGAAAAUGUGAACAAAAUGAAAUAAAUUUACAUAAAUUUGCAUUUUAAUAAUCAUUAAAUUAUAAUUUUUUAAAAAAUUGAUUUCAAAUUAGAAGGCGAGCUCAAGUGCUUGAUUUAAAAUCAAAAAUGCGAACUAUUUUUAUCACUUUAUUUGCAUGGGAUGAUAUGAUAGCGAGAGCACAAUUAUUGAAAUAUAUUUGUAAAUAUUCUUGGCAAAGUAAAUUCAUUAUACUAAUGCAGGGGUAAUCUUUUUAAAUUGUUCAUUUGCAUUAUAUACAUUUUCAUAUUGAAAUUAGUUUAUGUGUACAAUAAAAAAAAAAAAAAAAAAAAAAAA